Oncorhynchus kisutch (coho salmon) is the source of this 8217-nucleotide messenger RNA. RefSeq names its product protein MB21D2. Bases 316 to 1887 code for a protein of 523 amino acids. Lineage: Eukaryota; Metazoa; Chordata; Actinopteri; Salmoniformes; Salmonidae. The transcript has 6 exons. The record is from RefSeq and is a predicted model, not a curated record.
CGUGCACCCAGGUGGGGCCUCAGGACCGAGCAUCGGGAAACCCUGCAGUAAGCUACAGAGUGACACAAAUGUAAUCAUAGGCUUCAAAUCAAGCUUUGUAGUUUUGGGGCGAUAUUACAAACACUACUAAUCCCAAGAUUCUCAGUGGAGGGCCGUGAUUUCCGGGUUCUGUGUUGCUAGGGGGAAGGUGGCGCAGAGGACCUGUUGGAAAUGACGGUAGAAGAAGUCGGAUUUCAAUAUAAAGUCCAAAACAGUAAACCUGGAAGAUAGCAAAGAAACUUCACCAGACCUGCGUGCUAAGGGGUGUGACUCACCAUGGAGUCCCUGAUGAGUGCGGUGGCCCCACGGACCCCGGCCCUGUUGAAGAAGGCCUCUGAGGUGGACUUCCGGUCGGGGGCCACACUGGAGCAGCUGUCGGCCCAGGUGUCUGAGCUCGUCACCCUGGAGCAGGGGGACUUCGGGGACCAGCUCGCCCUCGAGGUCCACACGGCCAAAGACUUCAUCUUCAACAUGCUGGGCCUUGUACAGAAGGUGGACCAGCGUCUCCCGGUGGCCAAUGAGUACCUGCUCCUGUCUGGGGGUGCCAGGGAGGGGGUUCUGGACCUCAACCCAGAGGAGCUGGGGGACUACGCCAAGGGGGCCGAUUUCGACCUGGACUUCACCCUCCUGGUGCCCGCCCUCAAGCUCCAUGAUCGCAACCAGCCGGUCACCCUGGACAUGCGCCAGUCGCCACCCUGCCACUCCUGGCUCUCCCUGCGGCUCUGCGACCCCAACACCCAGGCAAGAUGGAGGAUCUGCUGCCAGGAGGAGACAGACUCACCCCCCGACGAUGAUGAUGAGGAAGAGAAAAGGGAAAUGGGUCACAAAGCCUCUGGUGCCGUCCCCCCCUCCCUCUACUCGCCCCACCAGUCUCUGGAUGGCUGCUACAUGUCUCCGGCGCUGGUGGCUGACUGGUUCUGGGGAGUGGUGGGUGAGGCGGUGGACGAGCUGAGGCGUUCCCCCAAGAGAGGCAUCCCCGUCCCAGAGAGGCUGGAACGCAACGGGCCCCUGACCACCCUCAUCCUCCAGGCGGGCUCCAGCCGGGUGCUCUAUGACCUGCUGCCAGUGGUGUCCUUCCGGGGCUGGCCCGCCGUGGCCCAGGGCUGGCUGACGGCCAAUCACUUCUGGGACGGGAAGAUCACAGAGGAGGAGGCGAUCUCUGGGUUCUACCUGCUGCCCUGCCCGGCUCCGCUGGGGGGGAGGCCCGACCGGGAGUGGAGGCUGGCCUUCUCACGCAGCGAGGUGCAGCUGAAGAAGUGCAUCCCGUACCCCAUGGCCCAGGCCUUCCAGGCUGCCAAGGCUGUCCUCUCCCGCCUCCUGGCUCGCCCCCGUACUGGCCUCAGCCCCUACCACCUUCGCACCCUCCUCUUCUGGGCCUGUGACCGCCUACCGCCCGCCUACCUCUCCUCGCCUGACCCAGAAACCCCCGCCCGCCUCCUCCUGGGCCUCCUGGAUGAUCUGGCCCAUUGCAUCCUGGGUAAGAACUGUCCCAACUACUUUCUGCCCCAGUGCAACAUGCUGGAGCACCUGUCGGACAGCCAAGCCCUGCUGGUGGCCCGGAAGCUGGCCCAUGUCCGGUCUGACCCGACCGAGCACCUACGGGCGGCCCUGGACCAGGCCAGACAGGCGAGCCAGCUGAAGAGGGAAGCAGCGAGCGCUACCAACGGGCACGGAGGGUCGCCCAGGCAAGGUUACCCGGCCAGCGGCAUCAUCUCGCCCUCGGACGACAAACUGGCUGCCAGGCUGCAGCAGCUGGUGACCGAGAACCCCGGGAAGUCGAUUUCUGUUUUUCUCAACCCCGAUGAUGUCACAAGGCCGCACUUCCGCAUCGAUGACAAGUUCUACUGACCUGAGAGUAAUGGUGUGCUAUCGACACACACUCUCUUCAAAACACAUGUAAAACGGCGAGUCAACUAGGAUUGCUCGAGAGUCAAAACACUACAGAGCCUCACUGCUCUCCUAUCCCACCCCCUCCUGGAGGCUAACGACAAUGAUGCUAACAACGCUGCUGAACUAUGACACUACCAAAAACACCUUUGCACACUCCCAGGAGCAGGAGGCUGACCCUAGAGAGCCCUAGGCUAGAGAAACCAACACUCUUCUCUCCAUUUAGCAGUGAGUGAUGUCAUAAAGAGACCUCACCACAGGAAAAAUGCUUGUUGAGUUACCACGGAGACUGCUGCUCUUUUAUGAGCUUGCCGUAAUGAGGUGUUGUUGUUUUUUUUUUUUUUUUUAGAAUAAAGAAGUCUGCUGCUGCUCCCAUUCAAUGGCAUGGCUUACCCAAAGGAUUUCUCCUCUCCACACUAAUGAGAAACUAUUUGCCCCCCCCCCCCCUGCCCAAUCAAAGUGGGUGAUAGUACCAGGAUUCUCCCUUUUUUUUAAUAUUCAACUAUGAUGUAUCUGAAUGUAAUUUGGUGUGGGGCAAUGUCUUUGAACAAAUAGUAUUUUCUUUCUAUACGUUUUAUCCCUUUUUCUGUUUGCUCUCUGCCCCUCUCUCGUUCUCAUACUUCCUUUCUCUUUCUUUCCCCCUCUCUCUCAGGUAUUUUUAACGUUGUUCAUUCUUUUUCUAUGUGACUCCAGACUCCCUCUGGGAGGGUUAUGGUUCCCCUCCAUCGAUCUUGAAUGGUAUAACCCAGGGUUGUCCUUCUGUUUCAACACUUACUAUGUGACUCCAGACUCCCUCUGGGAGGGUUAUGGUUCCCCUCCAUCGAUCUUGAAUGGUAUAACCCAGGGUUGUCCUUCCGUUUCCACACUUACUAUGUGACUCCAGACUCCCUCUGGGAGGGUUAUGGUUCCCCUCCAUCGAUCUUGAAUGGUAUAACCCAGGGUUGUCCUUCCAUUUCAACACUUACUAUGUGACUCCAGACUCCCUCUGGGAGGGUUAUGGUUCCCCUCCAUCGAUCUUGAAUGGUAUAACCCAGGGUUGUCCUUCCGUUUCAACACUUACUAUGUGACUCCAGACUCCCUCUGGGAGGGUUAUGGUUCCCCUCCAUCGAUCUUGAAUGGUAUAACCCAGGAUUGUCCUUCCGUUUCAACACUUACUAUGUGACGUAACGCACCAAAGAGCCACUGGAUGGGUGUUUCGAGGAGCCUUUGCCUCUUCAAUCUACCACCCCAUAAGAAAGGUAUCUGUACUCACUGACCCAGAGUCAGUCUGUACUCUUAAAGGAAAGAUUCACCCAUUUUUGAAUGCUAUAUUAUUUUUGUUCAUCUCAGCGACGUUAUCUCUCUUCCCGGGGUAAUUUCAUGUUGAUCUGAGCUAUUGCAGUUCAAGCAGGCCGAAAUAAAGCCACUCACUACACUGGAAGUUAAUUUGAAUACGACUUUUCCAUCGCGAAAACGUCUAUCAUGCAUGUCACAUUUCAAUACUGGCUUGAUGUCAUGUCGCGGGAGGUUAUUUUCUCUCAAAUUAGCCAAUGAUCAUAUUUUUGCAAUAUUCCUACCUCGGAAUUUCUUAUAAGAGGGUCCACCACAUUUCUCCUAUUUGUCUGCUUCUUCAGUCCAGAGUGCAUUGUAUGGUGCCGUUGCAUGGCCACUGCGAAUGUCAGACUCCUCUCUGUGAGGUACAUCGAUCUGCAGGUUGAACAUGGUGAGAUUGUAUACUCCUAAAUUCAUAGUGCAGUUUAGGUGAUUUUUACAGCCAACUCGCUACUUCACAUGCUGAUAUUGUCUUUGGUGGUGUUGUGUCUAGCUACCGACCAAGCUAGCCAGCCAGCCAGGCCAUAGAGGGAGCAUUGCAUUGUGGGUUUGGUUGUCGAUCUGAGCUGCAACAGAUUUCCACAUGUUGCUACCAACCUUAUUAUAACGACAAAAUGAAACAUUUGUUCACCAGAAAUAUUGAUCUCACACAGUGUUAUUUAACACUGUAAAUUAUACCAAUUAGUGGUUUUGGGUGGAUUUAGUCUUUAACGCUAAUAUUCCCCACCUUCACCUUCCAGACCAACAUGCCCCUCAGCGGUCACCUCAUCAAUUUGCCUUGAUUCAGAGGGGUUGGGUUAAAUGCGCAAGACCCACUUUCAGUUGAAGACGUUCAGUUGUACAACUGACUAGUUAUCCCCCUUUCCCUUUAUCCCAUGAAAGCUUGAAGCAGCAGUUUAUCAUCAAAUAAGGGGAAUAUCACAGGGGCUAUAAACUUUAAAUCAGUCAUUUUCUUACAGUCCCUUUUGAAAAUGUGUACCAUGGUACAGUUUACAUUGGGGCUUUAAUGGUGGGAUGUGGUCAUUAAAUGUUGUAUGAUAUUAACAAACUACCUAUAAUGGAGGCAGGUUGGUCCGGAAAGGAGGAGAGGUAGUGUUAGCUGCUGAAACGGUUGGCACACUGCUCGAUUGUAUUCUCAUCUUCAUGUUACGAAAUGAAAGCACUGCCAUGGCUUGGCUAGGCUACAUCAUGUCAUCUGUAUGAGGCUUGUGUAAGGGCUAUUUUCUUUGUUCCACUUGUGUGUGUAUGAAGAUGGGGAGGUUUUCAUGGUUUGUUGUUGAAACUCAGAGGAAAAGCUUUUUGUCUUGUCUCAGAUUUUAAUUGGAGGAAACUUGACUGGUUUUGUAAUGGUCCCUCUCUCGCUCUUCUGCUUGGUUUGCCUGUUUUAAUAAGCUGUGUGUGAUCGGACCACUGAUCAAGCUCUUUAAAUGUGCUGAUGGAGAGAGUUAGAGAUCCAGAGAGAUGGAACAGGAACAAAUGCACAGCAGGACACAAACACCCAAUGUGCUAGCCUCCUUUCCACAUCCCCUUGUGCCCUCCUCUCUCUCUGUGAGAGACUUGGGGGGCCUUAUCUUGUCCACCCAGAUGUGUUGGAUGGGGAGACGGGCCAGCCUCUGGCCCUUUGUACAGAUUAGUGGUAAAGGAUGGGGCUGCUGGGAACUGGGACAGCUGCUUGUCUGUCUCGUUAUAGAUCUGUCUCGCUUUCUCAUUAUAUAGCUGCGUCUCUCUCUCCCCUCGUUUUCCUUCUAUAACUUCCCAUCCAAUGAGUAGAAGUCACAUCUCCUGAAUACACCUUUCCAUCAUCAGAUUGGCUCUAAUCGGCAUUAGCUUAGACUGAGGGUGUGUCCAAAAUGGCACCCAAUUCCCUAUAUAGUGCACUUCUGCCCCAUGGUCCCCGGUCAAAAGUAGUGCACUGAAUAGGGUGCCAUUUAAGACGCACAGAGUAUCAGAGGUGCUUGUUGAAUAUCAUUAGUGGAAUGUCAUGGUGGACAUCACUCGAGCAUCAUCGGAACACUAAAUCAAAUAACAUGCGCCGAGUUCAACAGGUGUAACCUUACAACAAAGCAGUUUUAAGAAAAAUAAGUCUUAGGUAAAAAAAUAGAUAAGUCAGAAAUAAAAUGAACAAAUAAUUAAAGAGCAGCAGUAAAAUAACAGUAGCGAGGCUAUAUACAGGGGGUACCGGUCCAGACUAUGUGCGGGGGCACCGAUUAGUCGAGGUAAUAUGUAUGUAGGUAGAGUUAGUGACUAUACAUAGAUAAUAACCAGAGAGUAGCAGCAGUGUAAAACAGGGUGGAGGGACAAUGCAAAUAGUCUGGUUAGCCAUUAGAUUAGCUGUUCAGGGAGUAGAAGCUGUUAAGUCUUUUGGACCUAGACUUGGCUCCGCGGUACCGCUUGCCGUGUGGUAGCAGAGAGAGCAGUCGAUGACCAUGGUGGCUGGAGUCUUUGAACAUUUUUAGGGCCAUUGACACACCGCCUGGUAUCGAGGUCCUGGAUGGCAGGAAGCUUGGCCCCAGUAAUGAACUGGGCCGUACGCACUACCCUCUAGUGCCUUGCGAUCGGAGGGCGAGCCGUUGCCAUACCGGGCAGUGAUGCAAACAGUCAGGAUGCUCUCGGUGGUGCAGCUGUAGAACUUUUUGAGGACACAUGCCAAAUCUUUUCAGUCUCAUGAGGGGGAAUAGGCUUUAUCGUGCCCUCUUCAAAUCAAAUUUAUUGAUAUAGCCCUUCUUACAUCAUCUGAUAUCUCAAAGUGCUGUACAGAAACCCAGCCUAAAACUCCAAACAUUAAGCAAUGCAGGUGUAUAAGCACGGCUGUCUUGGUGUGUUUGGACCGUGAUAGUUUGUUGGCGUACACCAAGGAACUCUCAACCUGAUCCACUACAUCCCUGUCGAUGAGAAUGGGGGUGUGCUCUGUCCUCCUUUUCCUGUAGUCCACAAUCAUCUCCUUUUGUCUUGAUCACAUUGAGGGAGAAGUUGUUGUCCUGGCACCACAUGGCCAGGUCUCUGACCUCCCUAUAGGCUGUCUCGUCGUUGUCGGUGAUCAAGCCCACCACUGUUGUCGUCUGCAAACUUGAUGAUGGUGUUGGCUUCGUGCCUGGCCAUGCAGUCAUGGGUGAGCAGGGAGUACAGGAGGGGUCUGAGCACGCACCCCUGAGUGGCCCCCGUGUGGAGGAUCAGCAUGGCAGAUGUGGUGUUGCCUACCCUUACCACCUGGUUUGAGGGUACUAUGGUGUUGAACGCUGAGCUGUAGUCAAUGACUAGCAUUCUCAUGUAGGUGUUCCUUUUGUCCAGGUGGGAAAGGGCAGUGUGGAGUGCAACAGAGAUUGUGUCAUCUCUGGAUCUGUUGGGGCGGUAUCUGGGAGGAUGCUGUUGAUGUGAGGCAUGACCAGCCUUUCAAAGCACUUGAUGGCUACAGACGUGAGUGCUAUGGGUUGGUAGUCAUUUAGGAAGGUUACCUUCGUGUUCUUGGGCACAGGGACUAGGGUGGUCUGCUUAAAACAUGUUGGUAUUACCGACUCAGUGAGGGACAGGUUGAAAAUGUUAGUGAAUACACAUGCCAGUUGGUGAGCGCAUGCUCGGAGUGCACGUCCUGGUAAUCCGUCUGGCCCUACGGCCUUGUGAAUGCUACAGGUCUUUGAAAACUUUUCUUUGUGAUUUGAUAUUCUAUAUUCUCUGGAAUGUGAUAGAAUCACUACUUUAUUGGUACUGCAUAUAUUGGGUACAGUACUACUAUAUCAGUAUUGAUACUGUUUUUGAAUAGCUUCUGUUAGUGGAGUGAAUUAGGAACUACUGGUGAAUUGUGUGGGUACUUCUGUUCUUUAUAGCCUUGGUACAGGUGAGUGUAUGAAUCAAAAGGACACCUUGACAAACCAAAGAAUGUAGUGUUGCUGACAAUACAGAAGGAUGAACACCCCGAGGAUAGAGUUGAGUGCGGGUAUGUAAACUGCAAAGUAAUCAAAUGAAGUGUAUUGGUCGUGUACACAGAUUUGCAGGUGUAGCGAAAUGCUUGUUUCUAGCUCCGACAGUGCAGUAAUACCUAGCAAUAUAACAAAAUAAGCACAAUCCAAAAAAUGUAUUAAAAAAUAAAUUAAGAGGUAUAAUAUAGAAGUAUUUGUGUGUGGGUGGGUGGUCCUAGCACUUUCACGGUGGUGGUUUUCGACACACCACAGCCUGACGUUGUAAUAAUGUUCAUGAACGUUGCCUUGAGCAUUUAUGAAAGUUGUCAGGAUGGUUGAGACUUCCUUUUGUCAUGUUUUUCCUUCCUGAAUGCUUCCCUAAGUUUUAAACGCGCCACAGUUCAACGUUGUAGUGAAGUUGUUAGAACAUUGACAGACUUCCUGAAUGCUCCCCUGAAGUUUUAAAUUCAGUGCCAGCGUUUGAAAUAUGCAAUGUCAGGUGUAUCUCACUGCCUAGUUAGUAGGCAUACACAUUAGUAUGAUGCUUUAGCCUAUCUGUGAUAAAUGGAAACGUACACAAUUUGAUACUGGUGCCGAAUGUCAAGAUCAAAAGUUAACAGCAGCAGUGCUAUGCAAUCGUGUACCCAAUCUAACUUCUAAUGGACUAUCUGCUACAGACAGAGCUGUUGUCAGCAAUAUGAGGUAAUUGUACUGCUAAAACGACUAAAUGUUAUAUUAUUUUGUGCUUAAACUACUGAUAAUUGUUUUUGAUUGAAAAUGAACAAAUAAUGAAUGUAACCAAUUUUACCUCGACUCACUCAAUCAAUUAAAAUAUAGUUGGAAAAAAAGUUUUCCAUGCAAAUCCUGACUCAAUUACCAUAUAAAAGAGCUGCAAUAUCGUCAAUGACUCCACCCCAUAUCUGGAAAUAUUUGCCAUUUAAAACUUGACUACUUUCCUCUUCCUUCAUCAAGUGCAAAUGAACUUUAUCAUGAAUGUUUUACUGUAUUUAUUUUCUCUGGGUUGUGUUGAAUGAUGAUCAGUGAUGGUACUGCUGUAGCAUGAAAUAAAUCUACAUCUUGAUCACUA